UUUUUUCUGAUUGCCUUUUUUUUUCUUUCUGCUUCCUUUUUCUUUCCUCGCAUUGCCAUCUACAGCCAGGCUAUAUAAGAGAUUUGGUAAGUUCUCCAUAUUUAAAAAAGAAAAGGAAAGAAAAUAAAUACAUAAAAUAUUUAAAGCCCUAGCUACAGUUCCCCCACCCCACCCCACCCCCCCACCCCAUCGCCUUCAUGGAUUUCCACUCUUUGUGGGAGUAGUCAUCCCAAUGUGAGUAUAAUUUAAAAGUUAACUUUCCUAAUGAUACCUUUAGAAAUUAAAAAAAUCUUUAUGGUGGUUUCAAGUAUUAAAGGUGCUAAUAAAUAGUCCACUACGAAUUUAUAUUGCAGGUACUCAUUCUGAUAUUGUGUUUUGGUGCUAAAUUUAAAACCUGUCAUGUACAGGAUUAGAACAUAUCAUUUUAUAAAAGCAAAAUAUGUGUGUCUCCUUGGAAUAUGUUUUGGGAGUGGCAGUUAUUACUCCUGAAAGUACUUUUUGUUUCUGGAUAUAUGGAAACUGAAAUCAAAAAGAAAUACAUCAAGGUUUAUUUUGAAGAGUCAUUAUUUAACUAAAAUUCCUAAAUGUGGCUUCAGAAAUUUCCUAAUUCCAACUCUUAGAGGUAAUUGUGGGGUGGGGCACAGUUGGUUACUUUUGUUUUGCUCCUGCAAUGAAAGAAUAUUGUCUGAUGGUAAAGGUGAUGUUUAAUCAUGUUUAGAUAACAGCAAGAAUCUUGGAGGCCCACCAGAAUGUAGCUCAGAUGAGUCUAAUUGAAGCCAAGAUGAGAUUUAUUCAAGCAUGGCAGUCAUUACCAGAAUUUGGCAUCACACACUUUAUUGCAAGGUUCCAAGGAGGAAAAAAAGAAGAACUUAUUGGAAUUGCAUAUAACAGACUGAUUAGGAUGGAUGCCAGCACAGGAGAUGCAAUCAAAACAUGGCGUUUCAGUAACAUGAAACAGUGGAAUGUGAACUGGGAAAUAAAAAUGGUCACGGUAGAGUUUGCAGAUGAAGUACGAUUGUCCUUCAUAUGUACCGAAGUAGAUUGCAAAGUGGUUCAUGAAUUCAUUGGUGGCUACAUAUUUCUCUCAACGCGUGCGAAAGACCAAAAUGAGAGUUUAGAUGAAGAGAUGUUCUACAAACUUACCAGUGGCUGGGUGUGAAUAGAAAUGUUGUGUAAUGAAACUCCAUGGCCAUAACAAUAUUUAACUUUGAAAGCUGUUGUUUGUUAUAUGCUGCUUAAUAAAGUAAGCUUGAAAUUUAUCAUUUUAUCAUGAAAACUUUUUUGCCUUACCAGACCAGUUAAUAUGUGCACUAACAAGCACGACUAUUAAUCUGCUAUCAUGAUACAAUAUAUGGACAUGAAUAUGGCACACAUUCCUUAGGGCCAGGAAUUGAAAAGGAAAGUAGUGGGCAAGUCAGGAACAAAACAUCACUGAUUUAAGCUAGCCAAACUAAGAAACUCAAGCCAUCUACUUUAAAGCUAUCCAGGGCUUAAACUAUAUGAAGUCUAUUUAUCAUGUUUAAUGCAUGUGUUUUAAUGUAUGUUUAAUUUGAUCAUGUGUUUUAAAAAUGCCUACUUUCUGGUAGCUAUUGAUUCCCCAUCCCUCACUCCCAUCCCCAAAUAAAUCAGGCCUGUGGAAGAUGCCUGAUAUUCAAUAAUGUUAUUGUUUGACCUUGAAGGAAAAUGCUAUCGGUCCCUUAUGCUUGGUUUGUUUUUGUCCUUGAAUAAGCAUGUAUGUAUAUUGUCUUGUGUUUUGACUUUCACACCCUGUUGUAUUACAACACUUUUAGUAUUCACCAGCAUAUUCACUGUCUGCCUAAAAUAAUGCAACUUUUGCAUUACAAUAUGAAGUAAAGGUCUAUGAAGUAUGCAUUUUGUGUAACUAAUGUACAAACACAAAUUUUAUAAAUUGUACAGUUUUUUAAAAAAACUCACAACUAGCAAAUGUCUUAGAUGUAGCAUCUUUGCAUUAAUUAAAUGCUUUUAAAAAUAUAAUUAAUGUGCAGUUUUCAUAUCUGCUAAAUUAAGAAUGACUUCAUUAUAGUCAUGAUUUGCCACAAUGUCCUUAACUCUAAUGCCUGGACUGGCCAUGUUCUUGUCUUUUGCGCUGUUACAGUCGGCAUUGGUGCUAUAGUCAAAAUUCCUAGGUCACAUAACCCAAGAGGGGGCUGGGAGGGGUGGAUUACCAGUAUUGUCCAAUAAUCCAUGGUUUAAAGACUGUAUAAAUGCAUUUUAUUUUAAAUAAAAGCAAAAUCUUUUA
This is a messenger RNA of Panthera uncia (snow leopard), 2260 nucleotides long. Its product is annotated as fermitin family homolog 2-like. The record is from RefSeq and is a predicted model, not a curated record. Gene Ontology annotation, cellular component: extrinsic component of cytoplasmic side of plasma membrane; focal adhesion. The coding region runs from base 761 to 1159 and encodes 132 amino acids. The transcript is spliced from 3 exons. NCBI's taxonomy places the organism in Eukaryota, Metazoa, Chordata, Mammalia, Carnivora, Felidae. Gene Ontology annotation, molecular function: integrin binding. Gene Ontology annotation, biological process: cell-matrix adhesion; integrin-mediated signaling pathway.